This is a messenger RNA of Gallus gallus (chicken), 1863 nucleotides long. RefSeq lists its product as uncharacterized. The coding region runs from base 619 to 1863 and encodes 414 amino acids. NCBI's taxonomy places the organism in Eukaryota, Metazoa, Chordata, Aves, Galliformes, Phasianidae. The record is from RefSeq and is a predicted model, not a curated record. The transcript has 2 exons.
AGCCCUGGUGCUGUGAGCUGCUCCCCCAUGGAGCACAAUGACCUUGGGGCUGUGAACGCUCUGGGCACAGCAAGGAACAAGCCUGGGAGGUGUGCACGGCCCUGCUUGGAUAGUUGGGAUGGAUGUGCCCGGCUCCUGGAGCACGGCCCAAGGAGAGCCACGGGACUGGGCGUGAGCACAGCCCCAGGUGAGCUCCAGCAGAGGGGAGCUGGAACCCCAACACCACCACGCUGGCAAGGAGGACAGAGGGUCCCCACCAUCAGCCUGGGCAGCACUAUGGAGGGGUGAGUGCAGCUAAGGGCAGGGGGAUUGGGUUCGAUGCUGAUAAGAGCGUUUUUCUUUUAACCCUUUUCUCUCUAAUAGCCUCUUGUUGCUCACGCAGCUAUAACCGGGUUAACCAGCACUCUUCGGCUGGGUCGUUAAAGCCUUGAAGCAGGCGAACAGCGGGUUCACCUCUGCUCCUGUUUCUUGUAGUUUUGAAGCAACCCUUUCUGUAAAGACAGAAAUACCCUUAGGAGAGCCAAAGGAAAAGAAAAAGAAAAGAGAAUCUCCCAGUUAAAAGCAGAAGGGUAACUGUUGUGCUCCCAAAAGCCGCCUCUCCCCGCAGUUUUGGACAAAAUGGCAGAGCUGGCUAACUGGGUUAUUCAGUGGGGCCCCAACCCCUGGGGUCCCAACUCCUGCAGAAGCAUCCAGCAAGCAGACCUGGAGUUUGCCAGGUUGAAAGAAAUGGCCAAGCUGAAACUUUUCUCCCGCAAAUCCCUGAAGUGUGCGGGAGCCUGGGCCGUGUGGUUAGCGGCCAAAAGUCAGGCUGAGGAGAAGGAGGCGGCCCAAGCCGAGAUCCAGAGGCUGAAGGAGGAGAACGGCAAGCUGAAAGCGGAGAUAAAGGCCCAGCGGCUGAAGCUGGAGGAGGGCAAAACUCGGGAGAGCAUUGCGGCUGUGGAGCAGGUGAGAAGCGUCCUCCAGUACCAGGAGGUGUGCGAACAGAAGAAGGCGGUUCUGAGCGAGAACAAGGCGCUGAAAGACAAACUGGCUGUCAGCACGAGGACCGUCGAGGAGUUUCAGGGAGCGAUCCGAGCGCUGGUGCAGAAAAUACAGGCCCUGAAAGAGAAGGGCGCGGACCACCGAGCCUGUGAGGCCAGGGUGGAGAAGUUAAAGGCAGCCUUAGGGGCAAAGCACAGCGCGGCCGCCGCGGCCCUCGCCAAAACAACCUGCCAGGGAGGCAGCGAGCCCUGGGAUGGAGCAGCGUGGCUCGAUUCAGAGGGCAGCCCCUGUGAGGAGAAGCGCGGGGCUGCAAGCCCCUGUCUGCCAGCUUGUGAGGGGGGGGAGAGGGGUCAGGCAAGCCCCGUCACGCUUCCCGGUGCCCAGGCUGCUGUGAAAAGGGAAAGCGGGGGGAUGGAGGAGGGGGAGAGCAGGGGAGAUUUGCACCUGCAGGCAGAUGGAGGAACCGGGGGGGAACCGACUGGUGCCCCAGCCCCGCACCAGCACAAGGCAGCCAGCGGCCAGGCCUCAGGGCCCGCCUGGGCACGGGAGGACGGAGGGGGCUCUGGUAGAGGGCGCGGUGGCAAAGGGUGGAGAAAUCCUGAGAACAAAAGGGACUGGGGAGUGCUGCAGACCCCCGGCCUGGCCGCUGCCUCGCCCCUGCUCCCAUCGGGAGGGAGGUGGCCGGGCAGGAGGCCGUGGCAGAGCGGCACGGGGUCCAGGCUGGGGGCGAGGGGUAACGUGGCCAGGAGGGAGCUGGGCACGAUGCGCGUGGACAUAUGGCGGCAGCUGAGGCAGCACGGGGAGGACAUGGCCCGCUGGGAUAACGCCCCGACCAGGGCGCUGCUGGAGCGGCUGCUGGAGCUCAGUAGCCCAGAAGAAUAA